AUGGUGCGCAUAAAUGUCCUGGCUGAAGCUCUCAAGAGUAUCAAUAAUGCCAAAAAGAAAGGCAAAUGCCAGGUCCUUAUUAGGCCAUGCUCCAAAGUCAUUGUCAAGUUUCUAACAGUGAUGAUGAAGCAUGGUUACAUUGGCGAAUUUGAAACCAUUAAUGAUCACAGGGCUGGGAAAAUUGUUGUGAACCUCACAGGCAGGCUAAAUAAGUGGGGAGUGAUCAGCCCCAGAUUUGAUGUGCAACUCAAAGAUCUAGAAAAAUGGCAGAAUAAUCUGCUCCCAUCCCGUCAGCUUGGUUUCAUUGUACUGAUAACCUCAGCUGGCAUCAUGGACCAUGAAGCAGCAAGACGAAAACAUACAGGAGGGAAAAUCCUUGGAUUAUUUUUCUAGGGAUUUAAUACAUACAAAUAAAAUGCCCUGGAGGACUCUGGUGCUUCCUUAAGUCAUUUUGAACUUUGUACAGCAGAGUAGCAAGAGCGUCUUCAGGAGCAUACAGCCUUUGUG
Messenger RNA from Bubalus bubalis (water buffalo), 507 nucleotides. Its product is annotated as 40S ribosomal protein S15a-like. The record is from RefSeq and is a predicted model, not a curated record. Gene Ontology annotation, biological process: translation. The transcript has a single exon. Gene Ontology annotation, molecular function: structural constituent of ribosome. Lineage: Eukaryota; Metazoa; Chordata; Mammalia; Artiodactyla; Bovidae. Gene Ontology annotation, cellular component: cytosolic small ribosomal subunit; ribosome. Bases 1 to 393 code for a protein of 130 amino acids.